Cydia pomonella (codling moth) is the source of this 741-nucleotide messenger RNA. RefSeq lists its product as uncharacterized. Bases 1 to 741 code for a protein of 246 amino acids. Gene Ontology annotation, molecular function: nucleic acid binding. The transcript has a single exon. The record is from RefSeq and is a predicted model, not a curated record. Gene Ontology annotation, biological process: DNA integration. Lineage: Eukaryota; Metazoa; Arthropoda; Insecta; Lepidoptera; Tortricidae.
AUGGUUUGGGGCUACCGGUUAGUAAUCCCAGAAGUAUUGCGGGAAAAGUUAUUACGGGAGCUACAUGUGGGACACAUGGGUAUUGUAAAAAUGAAGAGUAUGGCGCGCAGUGUCAUGUGGUGGCCGGGCAUCGACGCGGACGUGGAGCGCACCUGCAGGAGCUGCGGCACGUGCGUGGCGGAGAGCUCGGCGCCGCCGCGCGCGCCGCCGCAGCCCUGGCGGUACUUGACGGACGUCUGGACCAGAUUACAUAUUGAUUUUUUGGGACCCAUACAGGGUAGGACAUUUUUGAUUCUUAUCGAUUCUACUUCUAAGUGGUUAGAGGUUUUCCAAAUGCAGUCGACCACGGCGAAAGCUGUAAUAAAGGUAUUAAGAGAGACUUUCUCGCGUUUCGGUUUACCACGAGAAGUAGUUUCGGAUAACGGACCACCUUUUACAAGUCAAGAGUAUAAAAGUUUCAUGACACAUAAUCGGGCCAAGGUCACUUUUGCGGCCGCGUACCAUCCGGCUUCCAACGGGGCUGCCGAGGGGGCAGUCAAGUUGUGCAAGCGGGCUAUUAAAAAGGCUAUGCGGGAUGGUGGCGAUAUAGAUGCAGCGUUGCAGGCUUACCUUCUAGCGUAUCGGAAUGUAGCACAUAGUACCACAGGGGUAUCACCGGCAGAGCUAUUGCAGCGUAGGAAGCUUCGUUCCAGGCUAGACUUGUUAAAGGAUGGAUCGGUAGAAGACAUGUAUGAAAAUUAA